AUGUUUAUCCCGACGUCCAAUUUAGAACCUUAUUUAGAAACCUGGGCGAAUGUAAAAGAUGACAAUACUUACUACAAUUGGGUCACGUAUAAUGACGAAUACCGACAUUCUCUUUCAAACUCUGAUUUGGAUAUAAGUGAUAAAAAGUUGACAAAUGCCAUUUACAGAAGUUUCAUUGACAACCAAAUAUCACAAGAAAUCAUUACAAUUUUCCCAAACAGAUUUAUAAUUUUAACUGAUAACGGCACAAGAGUAUUUUCAUUUAAAUUUGUAAAUAAUAUACAUGUUGUAUCUAAAAUUUGUGAUAAGUUUCAACUACAAUACCAAUCGACGAGAAUAGAAGGAUUGAUUUGCAAAAUCAAAUAUAUGGCUGGCGUAAGGUAUAAGGUUAAUUGUGGCAAAGUCGGAUUAGAAUUUAUGCCUAUUAACGAAUUAGGUGAACUUGAAGCUGAAAUACAAUGUAUAACCUAA
Macrosiphum euphorbiae (potato aphid) is the source of this 471-nucleotide messenger RNA. The record is from the annotation of a GenBank genome assembly. Lineage: Eukaryota; Metazoa; Arthropoda; Insecta; Hemiptera; Aphididae.